AUGACGAGCGACACAAAUGGAGACUAUUGCUGCCCUGAUCGUCUUCACCGAGAUAUUGAAAAUGGAGAAAAACUGUUGCUCGUGGACUGUCGUUCGCAGUCGGAAUAUAGCCGUAGUCAUGUUGUGAAUUCCAUUAAUGUCACUUUACCAGGAUUAUUGGUGAAGAGAUUACGGAAGGGAAUAUUGAAUAUGUCAGCAAUUAUUCAUAAUAAUGUUGACAAGGAACGCUUUAAUAAACAAUGUAAAACUCAUUUAAUCAUUUUAUACGACGAGUGUUCCACUGACCUCAAUGCUAACCCAUCUAGCAUACUACAUCUUUUAGUGAAGAAACUUCGCCAAGAUGGCUGCCGUGCUACAUUUCUCCUUGGAGGUUUCACGACGUUCGUUCAACGUUUUCCAGAACAUUGUGUUUCUUUAGACAGUACCGAAAACUCUUUAAAUGGACUGAGUAACUUACGAAUUAGUGAAGACUCAGCCUAUGGUACCUCAAGUGACAGUGAAAAUGAUGGUACGCCUUCAUUACAGUCACCCUUUCCCGUUCAAGUACUGCCAUACCUUUAUCUAGGUAACGCUAAAAACUCGGCCGAUUUACAACAAUUGAAACAAAAUGGAAUCUGCUAUAUUUUAAACGUCACCCCUAAUGUGCCAAAUAUGUUUGCAAAUGACGAUUCGUUUAAAUACCUUCGCAUCAACAUCAGCGAUCACCUGUCUCAAGACUUGUUCGAGUUUUUUCCAGAAGCCAUUGCAUUUAUUGAUGAAGCGAGAGAGAACCACUGUGGUGUUUUAGUUCAUUGUUUGGCUGGAAUAAGUCGUUCUGUGACGGUGACUGUGGCGUAUUUGAUGAGCAAAUUGAACCUGACUAUGAACGAGGCGUAUGAUUUUGUCAAAAGUUGUAAACCAAAUAUUUCUCCCAAUUUUAAUUUCAUGGGACAGUUAUUGGACUUUGAAAAAUGCUUACAUGGUAGUGAUAAUUCAAUAGGAUCUCGAUCCAAAUUUCGUAAUUUCGAAUAUUGCAACAAGAAUUCGUCAAGUUCUGACAUACCCCCACUGACCCCGGCAGUAUGA
Messenger RNA from Lottia gigantea (owl limpet), 1065 nucleotides. RefSeq lists its product as hypothetical. The coding region runs from base 1 to 1065 and encodes 354 amino acids. Gene Ontology annotation, biological process: protein dephosphorylation; negative regulation of MAPK cascade. Gene Ontology annotation, cellular component: cytoplasm; cytosol. The record is from RefSeq and is a predicted model, not a curated record. Lineage: Eukaryota; Metazoa; Mollusca; Gastropoda; Lottiidae. Gene Ontology annotation, molecular function: MAP kinase tyrosine/serine/threonine phosphatase activity; protein tyrosine/threonine phosphatase activity. The transcript has 3 exons.